Molecule: messenger RNA, 3756 nt
Organism: Ilex paraguariensis (yerba mate)
Lineage: Eukaryota; Viridiplantae; Streptophyta; Magnoliopsida; Aquifoliales; Aquifoliaceae
Source: the annotation of a GenBank genome assembly
ACGCCCUUCACUCUUCUCCAUGCCAGCACCUAAGUACUUCACUUCUUCACAAAACUAACUCACUCCCACCUCUCAAAAAUGUCAAAACCCACCCCACCAUCUCUUCAAAUUCACCUCCACACCCUCUUCUUUCUCUUCCUCACUUUCCCCUUCCAUGCAACAUCCCAAGUCAAUGAUUCAGAACAAACAACCCUGCUCAAACUCAAACAACAAUGGGCCAAUCCACCCUCCAUCAACCACUGGAACUCAUCAUCAAACCACUGUUCAUGGCCAGAAAUCAACUGCACAAAUGGCUAUGUCACCAGCCUCAAACUCACCGCGAAAAACAUCACAGAAACUAUUCCACCCUCCAUUUGUGACCUCAAAAACCUUACCCUCAUUGAACUUCAGCAAAAUUUCAUCCCAGGACCAUUUCCUAAAGUUCUUUACAAUUGUGCCAAGCUUCGAUACUUAGACGUCUCUGAAAACUACUUUGUCGGUCACAUUCCUGAUGAUAUAGACUUGUUAUCCCCUCAGCUUUAUUACCUCAGCCUCAGCUUUAACAACUUUUCCGGUGACAUUCCUCCGGCGAUUGGCCGCUUACUGGGGCUUCAGACUCUUAAGCUUGAUGCAAACAUGUUUAACGGUUCAAUCCCUCAAGAAAUUGGUAGUUUGUCAAAUCUUGAGAUACUUGUUAUGGAGAACAAUUCUUUUGUACCAUCAACAAUACCAUUAAGUUUUACAAAGUUGAAGAAACUGAGAGAAUUGUGGAUGCGGGAAAUGAAUCUGAUCGGAGAAAUCCCGGAAAAUAUUGGGAGCUUGACGGCCUUGGAAGUCUUGGACUUGUCAAUAAAUGAAUUGAGUGGUAAUAUUCCUAGUGGUGUAUUUUUGCUGAAGAACUUGUCUACAUUGUAUCUUUUCAAAAACAGAUUGUCUGGGUCUAUUCCACUAUCUGUUGAGGCCUUGAAUUUGACCGCAAUCGAUCUAUCUGCAAAUAACUUGAAUGGAACAAUACCUGAUGAUUUUGGAAAGCUCACAAAGUUAGCGGGUUUGAGUUUGUUUUUCAAUCAAUUAUCAGGAGCAAUUCCAGCAAGUAUUGGUCGAUUACCGGAACUGACAGAUUUCCGGGUGUUCACCAAUAAUCUGUCCGGUGAAUUGCCACCGGACUUCGGAUUAUACUCGAAGCUGGAAGGAUUUCAAGUUGCAACAAAUGGAUUUACAGGUGUGUUGCCAAAGAAUUUGUGCGCUCAUGGGGUGUUAUUGGGUGUGGUAGCAUUUGAUAAUAAUCUUAGUGGUGAAUUGCCAAAAUCACUUGGGAAUUGUCAAAGUUUGUUGAUUGUUCGGAUUCAUGGAAAUCGAUUUUCUGGGGAAAUUCCUGAUGGUUUGUGGACAUUAUUGAAUUUGACAGUGUUGAUGAUAAGCGAUAAUUCUUUUUCGGGUAAGCUUCCCGGUAGGGUGGGAACAAAUUUAUCACUGGUUGAGAUCAGUGAUAAUCAGUUUUCGGGUGAAAUUCCACCUGAAAUUUCUUCUUGGGAGACUUUGACGGUGUUCAAGGCAAGCAAUAACCUCUUCAGUGGAACAAUUCCUCAAGAAUUAACAGCUCUUCCACACUUGACAACUGUUUUGCUUGAUAGGAAUCGACUUUCCGGGAAUUUCCCUUCAAAUUUGAUCUCAUGGAAGUCUCUGAGCACUUUAAAUCUCAGUGGAAACCAGCUUUCUGGCCCAAUUCCAGCUGAAAUCGGGUUUUUACUGGUUCUAACUGAAUUAGACUUGUCGGAAAAUGAAUUCUCAGGUCAAAUUCCACCUGCAAUUGGCGAUUUAAGGCUAACUUGGCUUAAUUUCUCUUCCAAUCGUUUCACUGGGAGAAUCCCCAGUGAGUUCGAGAAUUCAGCUUUUGAUAGCAGCUUCUUAAACAAUCCUGGUCUUUGUGCAAGUAAACCUUCAUUAGGCCUCAACAUUUGCAACUCCAAAACCCGAAAUUCAAGCAAAUUUUCAUCCCAAUUCAUCGUUGUUGUUUCAAGUAUAUCAGCAGUUUUGUUUGUGAUUGCUAUGACUUUAACCUUGUUCGUGGUUAGAGGCUUCCAAAAGAGAAAGAUUGGAUUGGAUUCGAUGUGGAAGCUCACCUCAUUCCAGAGGUUGAAUUUCACAGCAUCAAACAUUUCAUCUGGUUUGACUGAAAGUAAUGCAAUAGGAAGUGGGGGUUCUGGGAAAGUAUAUCGAGUUCCCAUUAAUUAUUCGGGUGAUUAUGUUGCCGUUAAGAGGAUUUGGAAUGACAAAAAGUUGGAUCAGAAGCUAGAGAAAGAAUUUCUAGCAGAAGUUGAGGUUUUAAGCACAAUUAGACAUGCCAAUAUAGUGAAGUUGAUGUGCUGUAUUUCAAGUGACAACUCGAAACUUCUUGUCUACGAGUACUUGGAAAAUCGAAGCCUUGAUCGUUGGCUUCAUGGCAAGAGAAGACCCUCGUCUGUCUCGGGAUCAGUCCAUCAUGUAGUCUUGGAUUGGCCUACGAGGUUGCAGAUUGCAGUGGGAGCAGCAAGAGGACUGUGCUAUAUGCACCAUGACUGCUCACCCCCAAUAGUCCAUCGAGACGUGAAAUCAAGCAACGUCUUGCUGGAUUCUGAGUUCAAUGCCAAAAUUGCUGAUUUUGGUCUAGCCAGGAUAUUGGUGAAGCAUGGAGAACCAAAUACAGUGUCAUCCGUUGCUGGCUCUUUCGGGUACAUAGCUCCAGAGUAUGCUCAUACAAGUCGAGUGAACGAGAAGAUUGAUGUGUAUAGCUUCGGGGUGAUACUUUUGGAGCUUGUAACGGGGAAGGAGGCCAACGAUGGAGAUGAGACUACCUCUCUUGCCGAAUGGGCAUGGCAUCACGUUCAAAAGAGCAACCCUAUAGAAGAUGCAUUGGAUAAGGAUAUCAUGGAGCCAUGUUACUUGGAUGAAAUGAGCAAUGUUUUCAAACUUGGGAUAAUUUGUACUGGCACAUUUCCUUCAACUAGGCCUACCAUGAAGGAGGUCUUGCAGAUCUUGUUCCGAUGCAACAAUCCAAUGGCGUUUAGAGAGAAAAACAUUGGACGUGAGUAUGAUGCUGCACCACUGCUUAACAAUUCUAAGCGCGAGAGGAUGGUGGAACACGAGGAUGAUGGGUUCACGUCGAUUGUUUGAUGAUACCUUCAGAAGCAACAUUUGGUGAUCAUUUAGCAUGAUUUUGGAUUAGAGUGUUGUAUAAGAGGCAUAGGAGGCUGUAAAAUGUGGAGGAGCAUAUGGCUGGUGAUGCCAAUAGACUAGUUAAGACCUUUGCAUCGGAGGCAUAUAGAUAGCGCGCACACACACAGAUGUAUGACAGGAGCUAGUAUAAAUGCCCCUGCUUUAGCUAGUAACACACACACACACACACGUGCACACACAUAAUAGGGCAAGCAUACAUGCCCCUGCUUUAGCUAGUAACACACAUGCAAGCGUGCGCGCACACACACACACACAUAAUAGAGGCUGCUAUUUCCAUAUCUCCAAGAGGUUGGCUGCAUAGCUAGCCUUCUUACUCAUAUGUUGGGCCACUGCUGUGAGGGAGGACGCUGUGGAUUCUACCAGGAUGGCUAUGGGAUAUAGCAUUUCCCUAGCUAAUGCAUAUUACAAAUAAGAAAUGGUUGAGUAUUGUACUUUGUAUAAAUUGAGGAUGUAAGAGCAUAUACAGAUAAUGUUAGAAUGGGGUUCUCGCACCCCAUGGAUUCAGACUGAUGAGUUCAAUAACUGAGAUCAGAAGGAUGCCAUUUAUCAAUAAUGUUUCUC